Molecule: messenger RNA, 1056 nt
Organism: Psilocybe cubensis
Lineage: Eukaryota; Fungi; Basidiomycota; Agaricomycetes; Agaricales; Agrocybaceae
Exons: 2
Coding region: 1-1056 (351 amino acids)
Source: RefSeq, a predicted model, not a curated record
AUGCCACUUCCAGUUCCAGUCCCAGCACAGGCGAUCCCGAUACCUGUUGUGCCUCGCCGACCUCUGAAACGAUCAGCAUCGACAGCGUCGCUGCCUACACCACCUCGAACACAUCGAAGACACACUCGAGGAAGAUCCAGGGGCUCGUGCGAUAGCGACAGCGACAGUGACGCACACGAACAUGCGGUCUUGUCCAGUGAUGACGAUAACGAUGCGAUCGAGGCUGGCAUCCAUCAGAAGCACAAGAACAAGAAGAGGAGGACAGGAGAUGCUGUAGAGGACAACGAAGAGGCUUUCUGGCUUGGUAGUGGUACAGGUUCAGCGGGUCUGAACGCGACGUUGACCGGAGGUUCGUCGAAGAGCGGCAGCUCGUCCAAGAAUCAUGGAGUGCCUUUAUUAUAUCGACGUCUGCUGGCACAGACGGAGACAGAAGUGGACGUGGCCCCUGUUUCGCCACCGCCGUCAAAUCGCAAAACAGCCGUCGCGGUGUCGCCUGUCUCGGACCCAGAACUUACAGAGUCCCCUUCUCCCCCCUUCACUCCUAGGACGCGGUCACAAACCAAGAAGGCCGCGUUAACGCUGCGCGACUCGCCUGACAACCCAUUCCUAGUAACCCCUCAGAAGCAACUCAAUUCCAGGAGUGCCACGACCAGCCCCAAAACACCGACUCCUUUGGAACGUCCCAAUUUGACCUAUGUUUUCCGGGGUGUUAGGCGCGUCUUCAAUAACCCGCUUUUCAAUCACCAAGAAGGCCGGGCUUAUUCGCCUCCUCCUGAAUCCAAGCUCCCUAUUGACCACCCGGACUACUCCCCCGCUCUCAACUGUCCUCCAAAGCUUCUCUUCCCCGAAGCUCGUCGUGGAAAGGGCAAGAAGCCAGUACGAGCUACCAGGAACCGUAAACGCUCGCCAUCCAUCAGCGGCGACGAAGGGGAGGACGAGGAACACGAUUUGACGGCAGCCAUUCGGCCGAAGCUAUUGAAUUUUGGACCACCAAAGGCCAAAGUGCAGACGUUGGAUCAGGAGCUUAAGUCCGCUGGCGAGCCUCUGUCGACAUGA